Molecule: messenger RNA, 1073 nt
Organism: Sphaerulina musiva SO2202
Lineage: Eukaryota; Fungi; Ascomycota; Dothideomycetes; Mycosphaerellales; Mycosphaerellaceae
Exons: 4
Coding region: 62-790 (242 amino acids)
Source: RefSeq, a predicted model, not a curated record
UCACGUGGACCGCUGCGUGCUUUGUUCACUGUUACAGUACGGUCGGUAUACUUCGUUUCACAUGCUCGAGAUCGCCGCUGCGAGCUACAAAACCAUGGGUCUCUUCAAAACCGUACUGGCGGCCACAGGCUGGACAUCGCUGGGUGGCACAGCGGGAUAUCUGCUCUGGACGCGUAAGACGAGUAUUGUCGACGUGCCGCCCUCGGACUACUUGUUCAACUCGACGCUCUUCGCACGAUACAAUCCGAAUAAUGCGCCUGUCACGCAAGAUUUGGCCGUGCGCCGUGUGCCAUUGAGCCAGAUCAAGCCCGAAUUACUAGAAAAGGAUGGCAAAUUGGCAGAGGCAUUUUGCGCUGGCGUGUGGAGUGGUCUCGGCUUCGCAUACCAACGCAGAUUUCUCGAGAAAAAAUACCGCAACGACCCCGCGACGGCCGACCAUCUGUGGGACACGCGCGACCUGAAAGCCUCGACGUAUGAGGUUGGGACCAAGAUCACCGACCACUUCGAAGUGGUCUCCAAGACGCCAGAAUCAAUUAUCGUUCGAUGCGGAGAUUCGCCUCGCGUGCAAGACGUUCGAGAGAGCGAUGGCCUUUUUGAAAUGAGUGCUGUGAUUCGAAAAGAUGAAGGAGUGGCCGUCCUGGGCUUGAAGAGCCUCUUCUACAACGGGCUCGCACAGCCCGACCAGACGGGUACGCCAGGAUCGGGCCCCAUGGGUACCUGGAUUCAGUGGCUGCAUCAACAAUACGACAAGGUGUUAAUGGAGACGGCCCUCAAGAACAUCACGCAAUAGAAGAGAGAGAAAAAAAAAUUGUGGCGUGAUGAUGCGAUGGGACUCGGGGCUUUUUUUCUCUCGUUAGUCGAGAAAGCGAGCGUCGUCGUCGUAUGCAAAGCCAGCUGGAGCAGUCUCGAGGAGCGGCGAGUCAUCUGUUCGCUUGAGGACCUCCAAGCAAACCGCUCGGACCUUGCUCGUGCACACUUCGCGGAUUUGGCCGGUGAUGGAGCUGGAAAAGCGCAGCCACGCAGUCUCGGCUGCUUCUAAGAUGGCGUCUGCAAUAUUCUCCACUAAAUCUUCU